Molecule: messenger RNA, 465 nt
Organism: Trichosurus vulpecula (common brushtail)
Lineage: Eukaryota; Metazoa; Chordata; Mammalia; Diprotodontia; Phalangeridae
Product: lymphocyte antigen 6D-like
Exons: 3
Coding region: 1-465 (154 amino acids)
Biological process (GO): lymphocyte differentiation
Cellular component (GO): cell surface
Source: RefSeq, a predicted model, not a curated record
AUGAAGACUCUACUGAGUAUUAUAGUGUUGGCCAUCUUCUGUACUGACUGUGUGCCUGAGUUUAAUGGGAAUGUACCAUCUGCUUUGAACAAUACCAAUGUUACCAAAGUGACGAAUGUGGCAGAACCUGAAACUACAACGUCUUCAGAGCUCCUCCGGUGUCACGUGUGCAUGGGCACCUUCCAGUGCCAAGCGCCGCAGAAUUGUGCCCCUGAUGAAAAAUUCUGCAUGAUUGUCGAAACUGAGGGGAAGAGCAACAACGUGAUCAAGUAUUGUUCAAUCAGGUGCCCGUUUAUAGACAAGUUCCAUGGAAGAACCAGUGACAACUGGUACCUUGCCUGCUGUGCCGAGGAUUUGUGCAAUUACAAAAAACUGGGGAGUGGGCACAGGCUCUGUGCUAGUGUCCUAGUGGUGGCAAUGGCAUUUGCAGCAAGCUUUCUUGUGACCCUCAGGAUUGGACUGUGA